CAAGUUUGUCAUAACAGCGAUAAUACUAAUUUCCCAAACACGAUGUAUCACGCAACCCUCGUCCUCAAAACCCGCGAAAGCCAAGGAAGCUACAAAGUCCAGCAAGUCAAAACCCAAGAAUGCCCAACAAUCGCGUCCUUUGCGGAGGGUAAAUCUCGAGACCCGCUUGAUGUGACCAUCGCUGACGUCUUUCAUAUCAGCGGGUGGAUCGACACUUCCACCUCGGAGACGAUGAUCGCGGUCUCUAUUGCAGGACAUGAGCUCGGCAUGUUUCAUGGGAUGGCGAAAGAGGUGCUACGCAUUGAACUGGAGCUGCAGUUUGUGAAAGGGGUGAUUGAGCUCGAGCUGGAUGCGUUUGAUGAGCUGUGGGUGCGUGUCGAUACGGUGCGGGCGGAGGCGAAGGAGCGGUUUGCCAUGUUCGACUGUAAAGCAGAAAAGCGAGUGAGACAGGUUCCGGGGUUGCUGUGUGAACCGUGGCUGUAGCUGGACGUGCGUGUAUGAGCAAUAGCCUACAGAACACAGGAUGCCAUGAUUUCACGAGACAAGAACUGCUAGAAUUAUGCUAAGGACAUCAAAGCCUCUCAGCAGGCCCUGUAGACUCAGCCUCAGCCUCCUUCGCCUUCACCGAUACCCACCUCAUGGGCAAGACGCCCAACAGGCUUGCCGCGGCCAACGUCAGUGUAAUAAUGAAGACAUGUGUCGCCGCAGAGUUAUACGCCUCCAGCACAACGG
Messenger RNA from Aspergillus versicolor CBS 583.65, 732 nucleotides. RefSeq lists its product as uncharacterized. Lineage: Eukaryota; Fungi; Ascomycota; Eurotiomycetes; Eurotiales; Aspergillaceae. The transcript has 3 exons. The coding region runs from base 43 to 483 and encodes 146 amino acids. The record is from RefSeq and is a predicted model, not a curated record.